Messenger RNA from Colias croceus (clouded yellow), 797 nucleotides. RefSeq names its product DNA replication complex GINS protein PSF3 (gene Psf3). The record is from RefSeq and is a predicted model, not a curated record. The coding region runs from base 157 to 735 and encodes 192 amino acids. Gene Ontology annotation, cellular component: GINS complex. Lineage: Eukaryota; Metazoa; Arthropoda; Insecta; Lepidoptera; Pieridae. Gene Ontology annotation, biological process: mitotic DNA replication initiation. The transcript has 3 exons.
UACUAAUUCGAACUUUUAUAUGUGUUUUAAAAUAAAAUGUUAAGAAUUUGUGCCCGAAUUCCGGAGUAAACACUUACAUAAAAUGAUUGAAUUAAAUUUUUAAAACAGAUGAUAAGGCAAAAAUAAUUUAAGGAAUAAAUUGUAACAGUUUUCAUCAUGUCUAAUUACUUAUCCAUUACCGAUAUUUUAGUAAGUAAUGAAAAAGUUCCUUGUAAGUUUUUACACGAUCUACCGAAAAUGGGAUUUUUGGACCCAUCUUGUACCGACGAGGAUUUGAAAGCUGGAACAAAUUUAGAAAUACCAUUAUGGUUAGCCGAAUCUCUGUCUUCCAGAAGACCACCACUUUGCAAUGUAGAUUUACCCAAAGUUUAUAAAGAAACAUAUAGAGAAAUUUUUAAUGCAGAUGCUUGUACUGUAGAUCUCCAUAAACUUUCUCAAUAUUUUUAUGAGCUUGGCUGUUACAUAGCUAAACAUGAUAUCAAGGGUGAAGUUGCAUCUACACUUGUAAAUACAUUUCGACAGCGUUUCCGAAUGAUUCUCUCCGCUAGUGUGUCAACGGAUUCUGUUAAUGCUGUUCAACCUUUAUCUGCAAGUGAAAGAGUUCGUACAGCUGCAGCUAUGACUACUGAAAAAGCGCUCUCUGCUUGGUUGAAAAGAGGCGACUGUCCGCUCACUACUGCAAAUAUGGUUGCUAAUCAUAGAAAACGAAAAAGAGCAGAAAUGGAAAUGCUAUAAUAAAUAAGAGUUCUAAGUAUUAAGUAUAUCAAUAAAGUAUAAUUUAUUCUUAGUUAUGGCAA